This is a messenger RNA of Chrysemys picta bellii (western painted turtle), 2344 nucleotides long. NCBI's taxonomy places the organism in Eukaryota, Metazoa, Chordata, Testudines, Emydidae. The record is from RefSeq and is a predicted model, not a curated record.
UCCUGGGUGGGGGAACCCAUCGCAUCAGCCAUGCCCAGAUUUGGUGCCUUCAUCCCCCUCCUCCUCUUCCUCCUCUUCAUCUUCCCUGGGGCCACCUCCAAUUGUCACACAAGCACGGAAAAUGAAUGCAAGAAGCUCACGGCCUUCGUGCCCGGGCACAGCCUGAUUGGUGAGGGCAUUGAUGUGACCACGAUGGGCAGGAAGGGGGCCUAUCUGGUUGACAGCAGCCUCUGGCAGCACGAGGAUGGCACCUGCACCUUGUGCCAGAACCGACUUCAGGGAGGGCAGUGGCAGAGGCUGCCGCUGGCUGUGGUGGACUGGCGGGUCCACGUCUCGUGCCGCCGGAAGCUGAGCAGCUCGGUGCAGCAGUCGGCGAUGGGCAUGAUGGAGUCGGCAGCGUCCGCGGUGCAGAACGACUGGAAGGUGGGGCUGGACGUGCCUGUGAAGCCCAAGGUUAAUGUCCAGGUGGCGCUGGCCGGCUCACGCUCCAAACUGGCCAGUUUCGUGGUAGACCACACGCGGAUGGACAAAUACAGCUUCAUGAGCCAGAAGGUGUCCUGCAGCUAUUACAGGUUCCGGGUCAGCGAGAUGCCCCCGCUCACCAGUCAUUUCACUCUGGCACUGGAGAACCUCCCGGACCAGUACGACAGCAAAUCGAAGGUGGAGUACCAGCAGCUAAUCAGCAACUACGGCACCCACUACAUGUCCCAGCUGCAGCUGGGGGGCCGGGCGCGGGACGUGACGGCCGUGCGGGUCUGCGAAGCGGCAAUGAGCAGCUUGACCGACGACGAGAUCAAGGACUGCUUGAGCAUGGAGGCGGCCGUGAGUAUCGGAAUGGGCUCGGUCAAAGGUGGGUACAGCAAGUGCGAGGAGGAGAAGAAGAAGGGGAAGGUCCAGGGGAGCUUCCAUGAGACGUAUCAGGAGCGCCACGUGGAGGUGGAGGGAGGAGAGAGCACGACUGACGUGCUCUUCUCCGGCAGUGAUGCCAAGGUCUUCUCGGCCUGGAUUGAGAGCCUGAAAGCCAGCCCUGGCCUGGUGUCCUAUUCGCUGCACCCCAUCCACAUCCUGGUGGAGCAGGACGACCCCAAGCGGGAGGCGCUGAGGCGGGCAGUCAGUGAGUACAUCCGUGAGAGGGCCCUGUGGAGGAAUUGCACCCGAAGCUGCCCUCCGGGGACUCAACGCAGCGCCCACGACCCCUGCUUCUGUGUCUGCCCCGGGGAUACCAUGACCAACGCCAUGUGCUGCUCGCGGGAACGUGGCCUGGGGAAGCUGAUGGUCACAGUGAAGAAGGCCACUGGCCUGUGGGGGGAUUACUUUAGCGCUACAGAUGCCUUUGUCAAGGUUUUAUUUGAGAGAAGGGAGAGCCAGACCAACACCAUCCAGGACAAUAACAAUCCCGUCUGGAAUGUCCAGUUGGACUUCGGUACCGUCCACCUCACCAGCACCAGCAAGAUCCAUGUCCAGGUCUGGGACGAGGACAAGUGGGACGAUGACCUGCUGGGAAGCUGCGACAUCCCGCUGGAGGCUGGGGGGCCCCACCAGAAGGAUUGCUACCUGAACCACGGCCGCGUCUGGUUCCAGUACAGCCUGCGCUGUGGGCCCCACCUCGGGGGCCGGAGCUGCUUCAACUAUGUCUCCCAGCCACCCCAGCUGGGAACAGCCAAGGGGAAGGAGGUGGAGGCCUUCUGGUGAGCCCCUGAUUGGCGAGGGGUAUGGAUGUGCACUGGUCACUAGCGCUCCCUGUCCCCCAGAGCAUUUCCUAGUUCCCGCUCUGCUGACACUACUGAGCUUCAUGCUGUCACUCCUGCUCGGGAAUCGGUGUCUCCGAUGCCCAUAAGAGACUCUCUGCUCCUGUAGCCCGAUAUCCUCACAGCUCCCUCUGGGAAAACAUCCCACCAUGAACCGCCCGUUCCGGAUCCAUCAGACCAGUGUGUCCAAUGAUUCCCGCCUCCAAUGUAUCCAUCUAAUCGACAAACUAAUGUAUGUACCUACUGCAUACCUAAUCUCAACCUAUUUACCAUUGUGGAUUGCAUAUGCAGGGGAGGUUGCAUUGGGGAUUGCAUGUGCAGCUCUCUAUGUGUUAUUUUGGCCACAUCCACACUGCAUAUGUACUAUCUGUACGACCCUCACGAUGGGCUGCAGCUGUGGGCUGAUUGGUGCACAAGUGGCCCACGGGCCACAGGUUGAGAACUACUGAUCUUGUGCAACCAAGGUAACUAACCACCCAACCAACUAAGGUCUUAAGUACAUCCAGCCAACCAACCAAGCUGUGUAGCCAGUGCAAGCAACCAACCAAUGAAUGUCCUAAGUACACCCAACCAACCAGUCAACCAAUUUGUGCAGG